Somion occarium is the source of this 480-nucleotide messenger RNA. The record is from the annotation of a GenBank genome assembly. Lineage: Eukaryota; Fungi; Basidiomycota; Agaricomycetes; Polyporales; Cerrenaceae.
AUGCCUGCCAUGUCUCCUGAAUCUUCCGCUUCGCCACCUGCCCUACCACCUAACCGCAGUACUGCUUCGCCAUCGGAGGUAUCGAAUGAAGAGUAUUUCAUUUGGGGCGUAUGGAUGGAUUACACCUAUGCUCGCGAGCUCGCGACCAAUCUCGGCAUUCCAUUUACUGACGACAGUGAUUUGCCUACUACCUUGCGUGACUGGUUCUUUGCAUCUCAUGGCAUCACUGCCGUGGUGGCAAUACCAAGUCCUUCAGAUCGAGCGCGAGACGGGAUCUGUCUCGUUUCCGAUGCGGUUCCCACCACUGAUACUAGUGUUAAGUCAAACAGCUCGUUUUUACGCCAAACUCUAUGGGACCAGCUUGUAAUCUGCGAAGGCAUUGAUUUGAACUGUCUGGAACGUGUGAACGGAUCUCGCGUACUGAGAGAGUCAAUCCUCUUUGCGGAGGCUAUUGACAAGGCGCAAAUCGAAUCACGUUGA